UAAAACGACCCCGAAACGUUAUGAUGAUGUUAACAUUGGAGCUGCUCAUACUUGUAUUGAUCAAUGUAAAUACAAUAUUGGGAAUUGUUAAUAGUAGUUGUACUUUCGAAAGUGGCCAGUGCGGUUGGUCGGUCAACGGUUUGGAUAGAUACAAGUGGAAACGUACACGCGGAAUUAGUCGUCAUUCAUCUACAGGACCAGACAAAGAUCACACAACUGCAUCUGAAAAUGGUUACUACUUUUACACUAAAUCUCAAAGUCCAACGAAAGAAAACGAUGUGACUGAUCUGCAGUCUGGUUUGAUAAAUCAGUGUCCAAAGCAGAUUUUGACAUUUUGGUAUCAUAUGUAUGGGGAACACAUCAACACUUUGAAAGUAUUUCAAGUCAAAAAUACACGUUUAAUUGAAUUGUGGAAGAAGUUGGGUACCCAGGGGAACACAUGGCAUUUCCAGUCGCUGUCGUUGGAUGAUAUCGGACCAUAUCAAAUUAUGUUUAGAGCGACACGUGGUAAUGGAUACACAAGUGGAAUUGCUGUUGACGAUAUCUUUGUUAACAACACAAAUUGCAAGAAAGAUUUAGUUGUAGGCUUGGUUAUAGGAGGUUUAUUACUAGUCUGUGUUAUUACUGUGAUUGUUGUUCUCAUUAAAAGGCAAUCACUCAAAUCUAGAAGAACAAGAGAAACAAUCAAUAAUCAUUCCGGAGGCUAUGACUAUAUUGAAAGUCACGAUUUAGCAUUUCCUUUAACCGCUAAUCAUUCCAGGCAUAUGCCAAAUGAUGGCAAAAAUACUAAUACUGAAUAUGCAGUGCGUCGGAAUACAACUUUAUCAGGCAAUCCAACUCUAAGUGACCAUAAAUAUUCAAUCGUGGAUCAAACACCUGAAACACUAUUAAGUGAGAGAAGAGACGAAGGAAAAGGAACUACAGACAGUUAUAUGGUAUUAGAUCCGUCUGCCACAGGUUUCAAUAGAAUACAAUUGCCUAACACUUAUGAGUUUGCAACGCCUGAUAUUGAUGCAGAAAACAACAUUGGCGACGAAGAUCAAUACGCUUUAUCUGAGGAAGGAGCCUACGAUCAUUCGGGAAAUAAUCGUCACAAAGAAUCAGAGGUUAACAUUUACAACCAUUCAGUUGAUACUAUUUACGACUCUGGAAGUCACAAAAGAAAAGAAGAAGGAAGGGAAGACACAUAUGAUCAUUUCUUUGGACAAAAAACUGAAGAUGAUUAUGAUAUAUCAACAACGACAUGAACCCAAGAAAUAGACAUGAUAAUACAUUUAUUUGUCGAUAUUUUGUAUGUGGUUCGUAAGUUUUGUUUUCAUUUUCAAAAGAAGUAUAUAUGUAUAUAGUUACAC
Molecule: messenger RNA, 1352 nt
Organism: Mytilus trossulus (common blue mussel)
Lineage: Eukaryota; Metazoa; Mollusca; Bivalvia; Mytilida; Mytilidae
Exons: 5
Coding region: 21-1247 (408 amino acids)
Cellular component (GO): membrane
Molecular function (GO): oxidoreductase activity
Source: RefSeq, a predicted model, not a curated record